UAUAUGACUCUUUUUAAGAUCGGUUUCAAGGCACCAUUCGAUCAUUACAUUGAUCUAAAACCUGUGUUCGACGACAGAGACAAACGGCAGUGAUAAUUUCGAARGAUACUUUGGAAACACAACGGACUCUUCCUAUCAUCAGUAUAUAGCAUGCAUGAACAACUUGAAGCCAAAAAAAUGACAACRACCAGAAAAAAAAGAUCGGGGCUAGCUAUCGAUACAGCAUCCAGUAUUUUUGACCCUCGCUGGAGGCCGUUGCGAGGAAGUUCGACUACAAUUACUUUCGAAACAAAAUACACCGCAGGAUCAUUUUUCUUACAGAAACAAAACGAAAACCACCACUAUUCUAUUUAAAUAUCAAAAUUGUUUAGAAAACGCAUUGAAAUCAAAGCGAAGCAGAGCAUGGGAAGGAAGUCCCCCACCGAUGACGGGGCUAGCUCCGGUUCCGAUUCAARGCGAAAGACGAAGUCGAAGAGCUCUACAAGUUGCUCCAAAUCAAGCAAGACAAAAUCUAAAGAAAAGGAUUCCUCGAAAUCGUUUCCAUUGUCCAUCCGAAAGCAACCCUACGGGGAAGCCUUUUGGAUAGAGGUGGAACCAUCUACCAGAAUUUCUUCCUGCAAGAAAAAGAUCCAGAAAUUGCGGGGGAUUCCGUCCAGCAACAUUCGCUUGGCAAUCGUAUCGUCCUCCCCGGACGAAUCAUCAUUCUGGGUGAUUGACAACGACAAAAGUGGCUACGACAACGAUGACUUUCAAGAACGAACCCUAAAAUCCCUCGGCAUCACCGGUGGCGACGACAGCCUCGGCAAGAGUCGAAACGAAUCCGUAUUUCUCGAGCUGGCCGCAAUCUCGCUAUAUGUGCGAACACCUAGCGGGCAAAUAAUAUUUUUAGAGGAUUCUGUGGACGUGGAAUGCACCGUGGACCACCUCGAGGAAUUGAUCGCUUCUCGAUUGAUAUCGGAUGGGGUUCAGGAAUACACCGAGCACGUUGCAGAAUCGAAACGCUUGAUGCUUAGCUUCGAUGGUUCUCCACUGAACAGGGGUCAUGCCAUUAGCAAGUUCUGUAUCCAAGAUCGAGGUGUCCUCGAGGUGGCCUUUGUCAAUCGCGACUAUGAGGACGGUGAUUUUGUCCCGCCUAUCGAAAUCAAGGUGUCGAACGCUCAUUCGGACGAUGAAGCGCGGCCCACUCUGACAAAGAAGAAAUCAAAGAGAGYGAAAAAGGCAAAUGCAAACGAGGAUGCACGGCCUACUUUGACUAAGAAAAAAUCCAGGAGGAUUGACUCUGACGAUGAAUCGCAGCCUACGAUCCCUAAGAGGAAAUCCAAGAAAGAGAGCGCGAAGAAUAAUUCAGAUGAGGAAGAGCGACCAACGUUAGCCAAGAAGAAAUCCAAGAGAGGAGGAUCGAAAACCAAAGCGGACGAAGAAGAGCGACCAUCAUUGACCAAAAAGAAAUCCAAGAGAGCGGGUAAGAAGUCCGAUUCAGACGAUGAAGCGCGGCCUGCACUAGCAAAGAAGAAAUCUACAAGACAAGGUCGAUCGAAGAAAAAUAGAGACGAAGACAGCCUCGACAGUAAGAAGUUGAAGAAAAGGUCAAAAUCUAGAAGAAGAACRAAAGAUGAUUCCAAGAGAAAGGCCGGAAAGGAGCAAGCGAAGGAARUCAAAACUAUGGAUGACGAACAGCUAGAAUCUGAUGCAGAGGCUGAAUUUGAAGCCAAGAUGAGGAUGGCAGCAGAGAUCAAAAGUCAAAUCAGGGCCACAACAGAGGAAGACUGUGAAAUUCUAGAAGCCAAGGMCGAGGCAAAAUCUAAUGCGGAGGCUGAUGCUGCGAUUUCACAGGCCGACGCAGAAGCCAAGGCAGCAGCUGAAGCCGAAGCCAUAGCAGCAGCUGUUGCAAAGAGAAAGGAAACUGAAAGGAAAAUCAGAGAAGCCGAGGCCAAGGCCAAAGUCGAUGCCGAAGCUGCCGAUGCAAAGAAAGCCAAGGCGGAGGAGGCUUCAAAAGCAAAGGCCGCAGCCAAGGCAAAAGAAAAGGCCGAGGAAAAACRAAGAAAGAAGGCAGCGGAGGAAGAAAAGAAACUGAAGAAGAAGAAAGCCGUAGCUGAACGGAGAAGAAGGGCAGCGGAGGAAGCCGAGGAAGAAAGGAGAAGAGUAGAAGCCGAGGCCAAAGACAUUGCGGGAGAUGCCGUUGACAUUGCGGAAGAAGUGAAGRAGGAGGCAGGAAGCGAUACCGAUAUUGCAAAACAAGCCGAGGAAGAUGCAGCUGCAAAGGCAGCAGCUAAGGCUAGAGCACAAGCGAAGGCAAAAAUUGCUGCCGCAAUGAAAGCAGAAGAAGAGGCAGCUGCUAAAGCUGCAGCAGAGGCAAAGAAAAAAGCAGAAAGAGUGUGGGGAAGAGUAGAAGCCAAAGCAAAGGCCAAGGCCGAGGCUGCCGCUGCAAAGAAGGCGGAGAUAAAAGCAGCUGCCAAAGCGAAGGCUGAAGCCGGCGCUGACGCUUUGAGAAAAAUUGACUCGAGAACAGUUAUUGCUCCUGCCGGAAAGCUCGGGCUAAUGCUGGCCGAUAAGAUCGAUUCCACGGGAUGCGUCGUUUUAGGUGUCCAAGCUUCGAGUGCCAUGAAGGACAAACUUUCUGUUGGCGAUUGGAUCGUAGCUAUUGACGGCGAGAGUGUCACUCGAAAGACAUAUGAUGACAUCAUCGACAUUAUAUGCAACAAGGGCGAAUAUGACAGGGAAUUCACAGUUGUCCCCAGCAACAGCCCUAGUGCGACAUUUUACGAACUGGAAUACGACGACGAAGAAGAAGAAAGCGAUGAAUGCGAUGGCGAAAACACCCAGAGUGGAGUUGGCCUCGUGUGGGAUUACAUUUCCUCUAUGCAUUCCCGAGAGGGGUACUUCCCGUCUCUCCAAUCRCUGCACAUAGGACACGAAGAUGGGUCUGAUUCGUCAGCCCCUUCUACAUCAAAGUCAAAUAGUACAGCUGUGACCGAGAAUUGCAGUGAAAUGACAUCUGAUCGCUCUUUGGUAGAGGACAAUGAUAUUGAUACAAAUAGCGACAUUGAUUCCCAGGUCGGUGACGACCUGGAUUCAUUUUAUGUGAUGACAUCAGAUCUCUCGCCGCUUUCAAUCCAAAUCGACUCCGCAAAAAGUGUUUCGGACGUUAAAGAUCAAAUCUCUAGGGUGUCUGGAAUUCCUGUCAGCAAUUUGCGCCUUGUCAGCCACGAAGACAUCCCAAUUGUGACGGAUAGUUUCAAUCCMUCCACUGGAGACAUCCUGACAGCGAAACCCUCGACUGUGCAUGUUGCACUGCCAGAUCACUCGGAGAUGCAUCUCUCUGCCUUUCCAAAUGCGCAAAUCGGUGAUGUGAAGGACUUCAUCGAGGGAAAAACCCACUUGAAUAGGUCAAAGCAAGUGAUUUGCUUCCUCGAGACCGAUUGUGAAUUGGACGAUGCAACCCUCAUUGAGAAUGAUACCAGCCUUCAGUUGACAACUAGAAGUUAUUUCCAAAAGCGUAAAAUGGCUAUUUGAAGAACUACUAAUAAUUGGGAACUCGAACAGAUCCACACAAGGCGUUUUGCAUCAGAUGAAAGACAUCUAUUAUCGUCGAAGACGAUACUGCAUGUAUUGUUUGAAAGGAACUACACAAUCCUCAUGAGAUUUAAGUGCUGCGUUUCGCUGUCUUGUAAUUUACUUGGAAAAGCCAUUUCUUCAACAGGACUUGGUUGGAAUAUAAUAUUUAAAUACUAUUUGUUURUAAUGUUAGCACAUCAUCUAUCUCCAGCGUGAAUUUGUUUUCGUAAAGUGGAUUUUCGGCUGUAUUCGAAAUAACCCUUCUUGGUCACUGUAUGAAAUAUCUUUCCCCCAAACACAYGGCAUCGCUCUUCUACUUCUAUUGAUCGUCGCUGUUGUUGUUUUGUUCUUUCCACGGGGUUGGUUUGCUCUUUGUCUGUAGGAGAUUGUGAGGGAACGAUCAUGCUAUAAAAUUGUUGUCGCUGAAGUUUUAAAAGAUUGUUUUGUUGGCGAAGGAAUGUCGGGUCAUUUCUUUGAUUUUCAGACGGAACUCUCACAGAAGCACUCGACGGUGCGAUUGGAAUAGGUACGGAAUCACCGCUACUCUUCUUGCUCCCCGCGUUGUGAUUGUUGGAUUCUAUUUUUUGAUUGCGCUGUGACAGAGUGGUAGCACCAGAAUCAUCGAGUGUUUUGCCACUUCUGUUUCGUCUUUUGGUCCUUUUCGGUUGCAUGGACAAACACAUGAGUUUGUCUCCACGGAAGAAUUUUGGAUGGUAGUAAGAACCCGCUGUUUGCCGUUUUGCCGAUGCAGGUACCCGCGUAAAUCCGUAAAUGUAGAGCUGGCGUUGAAAGGACUUGUAUUUCGUUUGCUUGAAGUAUGGUGGGAUUACUUUUUCUACAAAUUUCUCGAGGUUGUGGACCUUAAAGGCUUUCCCGUCGUCUACCCAAGAAACAGCAUCUGUAUCAACUCCAUUUUUGUGGACUGCCUCGAGCAUUUCAAAUAAUUUCCAUGCAAAAGGGAGUUUUGAAGGUGGCAAGUUCGAGUCUUGAGCUAGGUAAGCCAGAGUCAGAGCGCAAACAUCCAUCUUUGCAUUGCUCUGGGAGUCUUCAAAUUCUGAUUCCUUCUGAAGUUCGACUUUGAUAGAUGCCUCACCACAGCUUUGUGUGACCGGAGCAUUAUAAACCAUUUCCUUUUGA
Messenger RNA from Pseudo-nitzschia multistriata, 4692 nucleotides. The record is from the annotation of a GenBank genome assembly. NCBI's taxonomy places the organism in Eukaryota, Bacillariophyta, Bacillariophyceae, Bacillariales, Bacillariaceae.